Molecule: messenger RNA, 3697 nt
Organism: Triplophysa dalaica
Lineage: Eukaryota; Metazoa; Chordata; Actinopteri; Cypriniformes; Nemacheilidae
Gene: pcdh20
Product: protocadherin-20
Exons: 2
Coding region: 150-2789 (879 amino acids)
Biological process (GO): homophilic cell-cell adhesion
Cellular component (GO): plasma membrane
Molecular function (GO): calcium ion binding
Source: RefSeq, a predicted model, not a curated record
GUCAGUCAGGAGAGUGAGUGGAGCGCGUCAGUGAUGAGCGGAGCGGCGAAAGCGUGUGAGCUCAGCCGGCCGGAGGCGAUCAGAAUGCGGCCGCAACUCUAAACGCGCACCGCUCCCGUUCCCUGUGACGGCAACACUGAACGGGAAACAUGAGGAACAGCCGCCUGUACAGCAGAGGAGAGCUCUGGGCUUUGUGCAUUCUCCUCCUUUACAACAGUCAACUUUCCUACUCUUCAAAUUUCAGUCAUCUCAUCUAUAAGAUUAAAGAAGGAUUACCAAAAGGGAUACUAAUAGGAGCUAUCGGGGACGAAUUAAACUUGGAUAUCUCCGUUGAUCCCCCUCGUUCGUUCAAUCUGGAGCAAAAGACCAGCAGCCAGCAGUACGUGAAUCUGAACAACACCACGGGUGAGCUGUACACAUCUGCCGUGGAGAUCGACAGAGAGUCUCUGUGUGCAGACUCCCACGACGGCCAGGGCUGCUCAAUCUCUCUGGACGUGCUUAUCCUCCCUCAGCAGUUCUUUCAGCUGGUUAAGAUUCAGAUCUUCAUUGAGGAUGUCAACGACAACCGGCCGCAUUUCCCCGUCGAAGAAAUCCGUCUGUCUGUGCCAGAGAAUGCGCCGGUAAACGCCAGAUUUGCGGUAGAGCAGUCCGCUGUGGAUCCUGACAUCGGGAUUCACAGCGUUCAGACGUACUGGCUUGUUAAUGACUAUGGGGUUUUUACUUUAGACGUGGAGGAGAACGAAGGAGGCGAACUGACGCCCUUUCUUAUCAUUACUGAGGCGCUGGAUAGGGAGAGGCAAGCUGAGUAUGUGACGGAUAUCAUAGCUGAGGACGGCGGCUCUCCCCCACUUUUAGGCACCGCCACUUUGAGGAUUAUUAUCACAGAUGUCAAUGACAACUGCCCUAAAUUCACAGAGUCGCAAUUGAACAUUACUCUUUAUGGGAAUGCUACUAAAGGCAUGCAGCUGGCACGUCUCCAAGCCUACGACCCUGAUGAGGGAGCCAAUGCUCAAAUCACAUAUUCUUUCAGUGAACGGGUUACACUAGAAAGCAGAAACUUGUUUCAUUUGGACAAAACUACGGGGGUGCUCAAACUAGCAGGUAAAAUAGACAACAACAGCGGAAAGCUUUUCAAGCUGAUUGUACUGGCCAACGGCCCGACGUGCAUUCCAGAAGUGGCAACAGUUAUGGUUCAUGUCGUCAAGGAGCCCUCGGGCCCACCGGCUAUUAUGCCUCGGUACAUCGCCUCAGAGAAGGACGGUAUCGUCAGUCUGAGCGAAUCCGAGCCACCCUUUUCCCCAAUUGCGUUCUUCACCAUCAAAAACACAGACCCACGGCAGACUCUGGAGUGUUUUUUGGAGAGCACCGGUCCGUUUAGACUUGUACCUUAUCAACGUUUCAAAAACGAGUACCUGCUUGAGACCACUGAACCCCUGGAUUAUGAGCAGCAACAGGAUUAUGAAAUGACCAUUGUGGUUCGUAGCGCUCACGGAUUAACGGUUCGGACCGUCCUGAAAAUUCACGUGUUGGAUGUUAAUGACAACGCUCCGGUUUUCAAGCAGUCGCUCAUAGAGAUCACAGUGGAGGAGAACAACCCUCCAAAUACGUUUCUCGCCCAGUUUCAGGCCACCGACUUGGACAGCGGCAUCAGGGGCGAGGUGUACUACGUACUCGGUGUGGACGCCCCAACCAUUUUCCACCUGGACAAAUUGACGGGGGUUUUAACCGUGUCCACCUCUCUCGACCGGGAGGAAAAGGAAACCUACAGAUUCAUGGUGAGAGCGGUGGACCAGGGAACGCCAAGAAAGGAGUCGAUCGCCACCGUUAUAAUCACCGUUCAGGAUCGUAAUGACAACAGCCCUCGUUUCAUCAACAAGGAUUUCACCUUCUUCGUGCCAGAGAACUUUCCAGGCUUCGGGGAAAUCGGGGUGCUCACCGUUACGGACGCAGAUGCGGGGGAGAAUGGUUGGGUGGCGCUGUCCAUCCUGAAUGGCAGUGACAUCUUUGUGAUUGACACGGGUCGAGGAGCGUUACGGGCCAAAACCCCUCUCGACAGGGAGCAGCAGGGAACGUACUACAUCUGGAUCGAAGCCGUUGAUGGAGGUGAACCCGUCCUCUCUUGUGUCACUUUGGUGACCGUUCUUCUCCUGGACAUCAAUGACAACCCUCCAACUGUUCUGUUCCCCCAGUCCAACCAGUCCUACAUGCUGGUGCUUCCCAGCACGCUACCAGGAACGUCUAUAACCGAAGUGUACGCCGUGGAUCGGGACACAGGAAUGAAUGCGGUGAUUGCUUACAGUAUCAUCAGGAGGACAGACGGAGAGCCGGGGUCAUUUGACAUCGACCCGUACACGGGAAACAUCACUCUGAGGAAAACCCUGAGCAAUCGAGGUCUCUACAGUUUGUGGGUCAAGGUCAGGGACCACGGUCAGCCCGAGCUGUACUCUACGGUCCUGGUCAACCUCUUUGUGAAUGAAACGGUGAGCAACGAAACCCUCAUCCAGAGCCUGUUGCCCAGGGGAACUGAUGUUGACCCCAAGGAGAUCCCUCCUGUCAAAGAAGGGCGGGAGGGUGAACGAGUGCCAAUCCCAUGCAGCGAGUAUCAGGUGCUAUUGCUCUCCUUGACGGCUACUUGCCUGGGACUCUUUCUGACCGUUGUGUCGCUGGUUACGUACAUUUGCUGUAAGAAGGUCAGAAAACCAAAAAAGAAACGGUUGGACGUUGAGAUUCCUUUGAAACUGAACCAUGAGAUGGUGGAUAAGAACCCCAUGGAGAUUUCCAACAUAUGACGCUGUCCUGCUGAGACCCCUAAACUGCCCAAAAUCAUCUGUUUACAGCAUCUCUCCAGUCUAAAGUUAUAUGAAAUUGUAAAUAUUGUGCAUAUGGUAUGUUUUAUAACUACACAUGUAUAUGUAUAUAUGAAAGGAUCAGAUUUUUGCAUUUGCUUCCCAACAAGCUUUUUGUGUAUUUAUAUUACAAGUGUAAAUGGUGCCCUCACCACAGCAGUGUGUUUGUGUCAAAGUGUCUUUUGUCCCCGAAGCCCAACACUGGGAUGACAUUCUCAGGCUACGUCCACACUAUGCAUUUUUUUCUCCGUUUUGGCCUUCCGUCCACACUGAGACAGCGUUUUUGUCAAGGAAAACUGAGCUUUUUAAAAACGCUCUCCAAAGUGGAUGCUUUUAAAAACGUUGUUUACGUGUUGUAGUGUGGAUGAGGAAAAUGGUUUGUCAUGCGAGGUAGUCAUGUGACUGAGUGCCGAAGCUUGCAUUAGCACUAACCUGCACUAUAUGGUGAUGUCAGCGUUUUCAGACGUUUCAGUGUGGAUGACCAGCCAUUGGCAAACGCUUAAAACGCUAGUGUGAACAAAGAGUGUUUUCAAAACAAAAGCGCAUUAGUGUGGAUGUAGCCUCCGUUCCAAUCGAAAAGAACACUCCUCAUGUGUAGAACUGAGUUAUCUCAAAUGAAAAAAUCUGUGUCACGCUGAUUUGUUUUGUGUUUUGUGUAGGAUACAGUGUUCGUAUCUUUUGAUGAUAGGUAACGUGUCUUUUAGGUCCCGGAUGUCUUGGUGUGUGUGUGACGACGUUUGUUUGUGAGCUCAGCUAGUUUCUUUCCUUCAAAGAUGCACCUUUACACCUCCCCGAUUUCAGUUGUCUGACGUGUAAGGAACUCAUGAACAUUAAAGUGCUUUAUUUUCUUA